Molecule: messenger RNA, 1014 nt
Organism: Cygnus olor (mute swan)
Lineage: Eukaryota; Metazoa; Chordata; Aves; Anseriformes; Anatidae
Gene: DYNLT2
Product: dynein light chain Tctex-type 2
Exons: 4
Coding region: 220-690 (156 amino acids)
Biological process (GO): microtubule-based movement
Cellular component (GO): cytoplasm; cytoplasmic dynein complex
Molecular function (GO): dynein intermediate chain binding
Source: RefSeq, a predicted model, not a curated record
CGGCGUGCACCCCGGGGGGUUGGCGGGGUGGCCGCUUCGCCACCGCUUUGGUGGCCCUGUCGCAGGUGUUAAAGCCGACCUGUUGAGAAGUGGUGUUUUGUCCAAGUGGCGGAGGCUCUCAUCCCUCGGUGUACGAGCUCCUGCCUGCCCAAAGUUAAGCCAGCACGGCACAGUCCAGUACCGUGAGAGCUGACUUCUGUACAGCCCAUGUGAAACCAGAUGAAAGGAAAACGGAAGCAAUCUAUUUAUGAACCUUUAGCUCCCCUGGAAGAAGAAUAUUUCAGUGAUUCAACAAAAACUAGGCGACUGCCAUUCAGAGCUAGUAGGGCAAAGAUAAAAUAUGCUAAUACAUACAGACUGGAGUCCUAUAAUAAAUUUCGGGAUUAUUUAGUAAGAGACAAAGCUCAAGCAAUACUAACGAAUAAACUUCAACAAGACAAAUAUGAUGCAGUUUCUAGUCCCUCCUUGUGUGCUUCAAUCUCUGAAGAGAUAUUAACAGCUACGAAGGAAAUGGGCUUUGACCGUUAUAAGUACGUGGUAUCAGUGCUAAUUGUGGAAAAGGCAGGUCAAGCCAUACAUGUUGCCAGCAGAUGGGUUUGGGAUGUUCAAAGAGACAGUUGGGUUUCAGCUAAAUAUGAAACGGAAACAUUUAUAGCACUGGCUUUGGUAAUGGCUUGCUAUUAUGAGUAAUGCUCUAAAAAGCGCACCUAUUUUUGUGCAUCACAGGACUUGGUAUAUUUGAAAAUUUUCAGAACAUCAGUCUACCAACAGCAUUUGCCCAAAAUCUGGUACUAAAAUAUAGAUGCUGACAUAUAGUUGGGAUAAUUUUGCUCAUUUUUCUUUGUAAAAAUAACUUCUGAAAUGUGCGUGGUUAAGUACAUGUGGGCUUCAUCUGUCAUAAUGCUCUGAAGCAGCUGGUGUAAAGCCAGACUUUGUACAAUUUUGAAUGUUUGUUGCAUACCUAGAGCUGUUAACGAAUGCUUGCAAUAAAUUGUAGGCGUCUGUUUUCUUAAA